Molecule: messenger RNA, 7157 nt
Organism: Rattus norvegicus (Norway rat)
Lineage: Eukaryota; Metazoa; Chordata; Mammalia; Rodentia; Muridae
Source: RefSeq, a predicted model, not a curated record
AAAGUCGCAGCCACGGGGGGAGGCGUGACCCGGGGCGGAGCUAGAUGUGGGGGCGUGGUCGGGGAGGGGCAGCUGAGGCCCCGAGCGAUCGCUGGCCAGCGAAGCGCCACACUCGCUUGUUUGAGGAGAACGGCGCUCCGCCGGUGAGCACAAGCCUAGGAGAUGGCCGUGAUGGAAGUGGCCUGCCCAGGCACUCCUGGGUCGGCAGUCGGGCAGCAGAAGGAGUUCGCCAAAGCCAAGGAGAAGACACAGUCACCAGGGAAGAAGCAGAGCUGCAUCUUCCAGCUCGAGGCGGUGGAGAAGAGCCCUGUGUUCUGUGGGAAGUGGGAGAUCCUCAACGAUGUGAUCACCAAAGGCACAGCCAAGGAAGGUUCCGAGGGCGGGCCCCCCGCCAUCUCCAUCAUCGCCCAGGCUGAAUGUGAGAAUAGCCAAGAGUUCAGCCCCACCUUCUCAGAGCGCAUUUUCAUCGCGGGGUCACAGCAGUACAGCCAGUCUGAGAGUCUUGAUCAAAUCCCCAACAAUGUGGCCCAUGCAACUGAAGGCAAAAUGGCCCGAGUGUGCCGGAAGGGGAAGCGUCACAGCAAAGCCCGAAAAAAACGUAGGAAGAGGAGGUCGAAGUCACUGGCCCAGGCAGGAGUGGCCUUGGCCAAGCCCCUGCCCAGAACCCCUGAGCAAGAGAGCUGUACCAUCCCAGUGCAGGAAGAUGAGUCUCCACUAGGCAACCUCUAUGCCAGAAAUGUCUCCCAGUUCACCAAGCCUCUGAAGGGACCAGGCCUUGGCCACCUGUGCUUUAAGAAACAAGAUGAAGGCCUGCGACCAGUGCUGCCUCGACCAGAACUCCACAAACUGAUCAGCCCCCUGCAAUGUCUAAACCACGUGUGGAAACUCCACCACCCGCAGGCCACAGGCCCCCUGCCCCACCCCACUCACCCGUUCCCCUUCAGCAGAAUGCCCCAUCCUUUCCCAUUCUACCCCCUGGAGCCCUGGAGACCCUAUACACUGAACCCGGCCUUCCUGGACAAACUAGCCGCUGUAAGUGGCCAGCGGCCUCUGCCUGGCCCACCACACCUAAGCAAACCGGCCUACAGAGACAGUCAGAAGCCCCUGCCUGGCCCACAUCUGGAGUCCAGCUGCCUGUCCCGAGAGGCCCUAGAAAAGGUCCCUGCCGAGGAAUACCUGGUGCACGCGCUACAAGGAAGUGUGAGCUCAGGCCAGGCCCACAGCCUGGCUAGCCUGGCUAAGACAUGGUCAUCAGGGAGCUCCAAGCUGCAGAGGUUCAGCCCUGAAACUGAGGACAACGAGGGGGUCCUGCUUACUGAGAAACUCAAACCAGUGGAUUAUGAGUACCGGGAAGAGGUCCACUGGAUGACACACCAGCCUCGGGUGGGCAGAGGGUCCUUCGGCGAAGUCCACAGAAUGAAGGACAAGCAGACAGGCUUCCAGUGUGCUGUCAAAAAGGACUGUCCCAGCCCAGAUGGGAACGCAGAUCCACAAGCCUCAGUGGUAGUGUCAGCUCUGCUCCUCGGCGUCCGUCUCAAACCCUGCUUUGGAAGUCCCCGCUCCUCUGCUGGGAGCCAGCUUGUUCCUCACCAAAAAGACUAAGGGUUGGAAUUUAUGUGGAUCGUUUUGGGGAUUUUGUUUGAGGUGGGUUGUGACUUUGUUUGGUUUGGUUAUUUUGGUUUUUUUAGGGGGUUAGAGGACUGCCCACAGGGUAAAUAACUGGUUUAUGUCCUGGUCUCAAAGGAAAGAGACCCAAGUAAUGAGAUCACCCAGGUGCAGCAGGCCCUGGGCGCCCUCCAUGUAGAGCAGACCCUGGCUCUGCUGUCAUGGCUGCCCUGGGCUUUUGGAAUGAUUCUGGCUGGAAUGUGAAUAAGCCUGAUUUAUUGCCUGGUUUGUACUUGGGCCAGGCUGUGGUAGAUGUCAAAGCAGAGCCUCAGAGUAGAAGAAUAAGAGAAGAAUCUGUAAGCUUUACCUCAGAUUUCAUACAGGCUACAUGAAGGGAGCAAGUGCCACCAACCAUCCUUAUCCCCGGCAGCACAAGCACACACUGGGUUCUUGCCAGCAUGGCUCAUUUUCCGCUUGGGUGCCAGGACCUCGUGCCUAACCUCUUUAGCCUCAGUUCCCCUCCCCAGUCCACCAGAGAAGGCUCAGCUGUCCCUUCUGAGAGGAGGGGCGGUGGGAGGCGGGUGAGAGAGUGUGAAGUGUCCUACAGACGGAUGCCCAGGGAUGGGAGCUUAGUCACCGGCCUCUCAGCUGUUCCUCAGCUGAGAUUCUCUGAGUCCCAAGCAACAGGGUAAACAACCCUAAUACAUUUCUCUUGUCCUGCGUCCAGGAGUUGGAAAAGCUCCAGCGUACAGCCUGGACUUCCCAGGGCUCUGGCUGUCCACCCUCAGUGCUCCCACUUUCUUCCUCCAGCUAGAGGGGUAGCAUCAGCCCAUUCUUUCUCUCAGGGCUCUGUACAAUUUUUAGCUCUAAGACCAUAUGACAGCUAGUUUUAGGGCAUUUUCCUAGCAAGUAUGAGGCCCUGGGUUCUAAUUCUGACACUACCUACACAAAAAGUUCCCUGAGUUCCCUGGCAAAGGAAUAGCGAGGCAGGACUGGAGACAGACAGUCUGGGACUCAGGGGUCAGGCGGCCUGUGCCUUUAGUGUCCUGGGAAGGGUCCUGGACAUGAGCAGUUACAUAAUACCAGCAGCCCCUUGGUCUUCCUUCCGGAACAUCUUGUGGGCUUAGCUCACAUGCUUAUUGGCCUUAAUGGGAGUUUUCGCUUUGUUUUUAUGGCUUUAAUCUUCAAUGUAUUUUUAAUUACUUAUGAUGUGUGUGUGUGUGUGUGUGUGUGCGCGCGCGCGCGCGCGCACGUGUACGCACACGUCACGAUGCAGAUGUGGAGGUCAGAGAAGAACUUGGGUUAGUCAGUUCUCUCCUUCCACCUUGGGGGGGUCAAACUUGGGGUUGGCAGGAAGUGAGCUCUCUACCUGCUGAGCCAUCUCAUGAGUCCCUUAAAUUGCAAGCAAAUACUGGCUCACCAUAAAUGAAGUCAAAGGUUCCUCUUGUCCUCAAAAAUUCCAUCUGUCUUCUAUCUUUUUAGACCCUUUAUGUUUGGCUGUAUCUUUUAUGAAAAUGAGAUCCGGUCCUAGAGAUUUUUCUACACUGUAAUUCAUCCCCCUUUACACACACACACACACACACACACACACACACACACACACACCAUGAAAUGCACCCUGGCAGGAUUUCUCCUUGGCUCACAUAGGACGGUCAGGCUUGUCAGGCAGCUAAUAUAUAAGCUCCCUCUGUUGGAGAAUGUACUUAUAGGACUCUUAAAUUCUUGGAACUUGAUCCUAAAGUUGAUGUGAGCUGCAUGUGUGGUCGAGGACACAGUUUGAUGACAAAGAAGCCAUAUCAGUAAGUAGAUUGUCACAGGAGAAUUGCUAUCUGCCCUCAUCGGGGUGAAGAACUGUUUGUUUUAAGCCAUCUGGCCCAAGCAUAGAAUUCUGGGAGCCUCCUUUUGGCUCUAUCCCCGAUCUGGAGUAGAGUAUCACUGGCCAAGCCAAACCAGCUGUCCUGGAAUACCUGCUUUGUGCCAGACACUGUACAGGGACCAGGGACAAAGAUGUGGAAUCCAAAGGAACUAGUGUUUUGAAGUUUUAUGUGUAUGUGAGUUUACCUCAGCACAUAUGUGGAGGCCAGAAGACAGCUGUGGGAGUCAGUGUGUGUGUGUGUGUGUGUGUGUGUGUGUGUGUGUGUGUGUGUGUGUGAUCUCAGGAUUGAACCAGGGCCUCACACUUGCUAGUCAAGUCUGUUCCAGUGAGCUAUAUUCCCAGUCUCUUGAGCGUCCAGCCAGCCCUCCCUUUACACCGUGAGCAUGGUGGCAUUACAGAUGUGCUGGCAUUACCGUUGUGCUGGCCACUCUGGCUUUUUCUGUGGGUUUCAGAGAUCAGAUUCAGAUCACAGGCUGGCUCUGCUGAUUUUCACCUGCCAAGCCGUCUCCCUGGCCCAGGGCUAGAGUUUUAAACAAACCCAGGCUUUUAUGCAGUGUUCUGGAAAAGCAGCAUCAGCCACGAGCCCUUGCUUGAGAGCAGAGAUCCAAGGGGCACCGUCUGGAAGAGAAUGAGGAAAUGGGGGACUCUGACUUCUUAGGCAUCUGUGUCCCAUUCUGUUUUCUCCCUCCCCUCAUUUAAAUCCCUGCUAUCUGGAGAAUAUUGACUUGAGAAGUUACUUGUACCCCAUUUAUUGAAUUUAGAUUAAUAUGCUAAAGAAAAUAAAGUUUCAAGGAGGGAAAAGUUGUCCCCAGGCUCAAGCGCCUGACACUGCAGCCAAGAAAAGAGGCUUCUGCACUCAGCAAUGCUUUGAAACUGCGAGCUCCCUGUAGGUGCUGCUUCUGGUUAUCUGUUAUCAGGAGUCCAAGCUAAGCCGGGCAAUUCUUCCAGGAGUGCAGCAGCUGGCGGCUCUAGGGUCAGGCCUUCCCAGCCUCUGCUUUUGGUGACUUUGGAGUUCUUUGUGCCGGCCUUGGCUUCCCCAUCUCACAGACCCACCCCUCCAUAGUCUGUUGUUUGAAAACCAUCAUCUAGUGCCGAAUAGCGCCGGGCACAUGCUAGUGGACCUUAAAUGUUACUUCCUACUCAUGGCCCCGUCACAGCUCAGCACUGUCGUCGGACAUGAGCGCACUAAAGUUCAGAGAGGUGGUUCAGAGGGUGUCUGGCCAUGGGGGAGGGGAGCCUUCUCCAUCUGACUGCAUAGGCUGGUCCUUUGACCUUGCUUCUCAGGUUCAUCCAGCAAAAUCAUCUUGCUUUUUGAGAUUUCCCAUGCCACCAGCUUUGGUCUGUGAGGGUCGAACAGCUCUCUCACAGGGGUCACCAAGCCCAUCUGCAUAUCAUAUAUAUACAUUCUGAUUCAUAAUUGUAGCAAAAUUACUUUGAAGCAGCAACUAAAUAAUGUUAUGGUUGGGAGGGUCAUCAUGACAUGAGGAAGUGUAUUCAAAGGUAGCAUGAGGAACGUUGAUCACCCCUGCUCUAGAGUGUGAGUUAAGGAUCCUCAUUGGCCUGCUUCACCACCAUCCUUAGCAUCUCAGGUCUUCCUGGUACCCAGGCCCCUUCUUCAGUCCUUUAUCCUUGGAGGUGCCAUCUGACACAUGCCACUGACUGAUGUUUACUUGAUGUGUUUACAGUUAUUAAAUGGGUAGGUAUAUCCUAAAAUGUACACAUUGAAAGACAAAGUUAGUAAGUUGAAAGAAAAAUAUAUUUGGGGCUUUUUGUUUUUAUUCAUUUAUUAUUUGUUUGUUGAGACAGAGUAGCCCAAGCUAGCCCAAAUCUUAACUCCAGAGCCAAGACUGGCCUCUAACCUGUGAGUCACCACACCCACGCCCAGCUUUCAUCCAAGUGGACCUUGAGUGCUCUAUAGUUUCUUGAACAUCGAUCAGAUCGACAACCCCACCUUCUGUGUUCCACUCUCCCAUAAAGUACUUUAUGUCACAAAAAAAAAAAAUGCUCAAACCCUCACUUCCCAAAGGCAUAAUAGCAAAAGGAGUGUGGCCCAUGUGGCACUGGAGCCAUCUCAAACAACUACAGCCCCACAGACGUACAUGAGCACUCCAGAGUCCUGUGGCCCCCUUCUGGGUUCCCUGGGGAGUCCUAGGAUGCUUCACCUACAUUUCAGGAGUGGUUAGGGAGAGACAUUGUAAGUGGAAAUCCUGUGGUAAAUGAGGUUCAUUCAGUCAAGUUCACCAGCCUUUCAGAGGAACCACCAAUGAAAAGUCAGAGUAUGAGCUAACCAACCAAACUUGAUGUUCUUUAAGUUACCAAGAGAGACAUUGUCCACUGAUAGGCAAAAGUCCAAAACCCCCACAGCAGCAGAGCUCCUGUUUGUCCAGUCAGCAAGUCUGGAAACAAAAACUGGGCCAAACUAGUCUGUCACCGCUGCUGCCCCCUGCGGUGCUGCUCCAGAGAACCCACCCACAGCAGCCAGCAAGUCCAAUAUAGACCGUGUUUAUAAGCUGUUCUCUUUGAGUUGGCAGGAGGAGGUGGGAAGCCAGCUCUGCCAGAGUGUCUUAGUCACCAAGCAUGGAGAAAGACCCCAUCUCUCUGAAUCCUCACAGCACCCUGAGCAGGCAGCUGUGUCCCCUCCACUCUCUUAGACACAACAGUUGACAGACAGAAGCAAGAGGCCUGUCUGUGAAUGGCCUGACCAGAAGCCAAGCACAGAUGUUUGCAUCCACGGCCUAAUGCUUCCGCCCAUGCCAAGCUGCUGGACCCCACAGAUAGGAGUGGGUGGCGCUACACUUCACGUUAGGAAAGGCAUUGCCAACCCCUCCCCAGGAGCAUCUGUGUACCCAGAUGCUAGGGAUGUAGGCACAGAGUAACAGUAAUAAAAGUACAGGCCUGUCUACAUGGACAGCUUUAGUACAGGCCUCUCUACGUGGACAGCUUCAGUACAGGCCUGUCCACAUGGACAGCUUUAGUCCUUUAGAAAAUAAGUAAGGGCCUGGGGAGACAGUUCAGUGGGUGACUGGGGGCAUCUGGGGGACUGGAGUUCAGAUGGGCAUGGCGGCCACUUGUAAUCCCAGAACUUGGAGACAGAGACAUGAGUUCCCCAGGCAAGCUACACCAGCCAGAAUUAAGGAGCUCUGGUUUCAACAGAGACCUUGCCUCAAUAAAGUAGAGAACCACAGAGGUAGAUACCUGAUGUCAGGCCAUCAACAAACACGCAGAACACACAUAUGAGAAAUUAAAGCAGGUAAUUAUAAUAAAUUAUAAUAAAGUUGCCACAAGGGGGACUGGAGAGAUGGUUCAGCAGUUAAGAGCACUGGCCUGGGGCUGGAGAGAUGGCUCAGCGGUUAAGAGCACCCGACUGCUCUUCCAGAGGUCAUGAGUUCAAUUCCCAGCAACCACAUGGUGGCUCACAACCAUCUGUAAAGAGAUCCGAUGCCCUCUUCUGGUGUAUCUGAAGACAGCUACAGUGUACUUAUAUAAUAAAUGAAUAAAUCUUAAAAAAAAAAAAAAAAGAAAAGAAAAGAAAAGAGCACUGGCCUGAGUUUGGUUCCCAGUACCCACAUGGCCGCUCACAACCUCUUAGAACUCUAGUUCCAGGGAAUCUGGAAUCUUCUUCUGCCCUCCUCAUACAUGUAGAACAUAUACAUCCAUUCCAAACACACUCACAAAA